UGAGGCAGGUGGCUCUCCUCAGCUUGUUCCUGGCGGUUCUCUUCGCCCUGUAUCUGGUGCCAUUGGGCAUGUAUUCGCCCUGCAUCAAAGAGAAGGGCACACUGGGGCCGGCGCCCACCCUCAUCGGGCACAGAGGAGCACCCAUGCUUGCACCAGAAAAUACCCAGAUGUCCUUUGAGAAGGCUGUAGAAGCGGGAGGAGAGGGACUGGAGACAGACGUCACAAUCAGUUAUGAUGGCGUCCCGUUCCUGAUGCAUGACAGCACCCUGAGGAGGACGACCAAUGUGCAUGAGGUGUUCCCCAACCGGACGGACGCGCCGGCGGCCAUGUUCACCUGGGAUGAGCUGGAGAUGCUCAGCGCUGGAUCCUGGUUUCUUCAAAGGGAUCCUUUCAGCACGGCCUCUUCUCUCGAUGUAGACGAGAAGGUUCGGGUCCAGAACCAGACGGUACCCACCUUGAAGGAGUUCCUGAAUCUGGCUGCCCAGCAUGAGAGGCUGGUGAUCUUUGACCUCAGACGCCCACCCCGAGGACACCCGUACAGAGACGCGUGGAUCACACGCACCCUGGAGGUCAUACACAACGAGUCCUCCAUUAACUCCAGCAAG
Messenger RNA from Sinocyclocheilus grahami, 605 nucleotides. Its product is annotated as glycerophosphodiester phosphodiesterase domain-containing protein 5-like. Gene Ontology annotation, biological process: lipid metabolic process. Gene Ontology annotation, cellular component: membrane. The record is from RefSeq and is a predicted model, not a curated record. The annotation marks the transcript as partial. Lineage: Eukaryota; Metazoa; Chordata; Actinopteri; Cypriniformes; Cyprinidae. The transcript is spliced from 4 exons. Gene Ontology annotation, molecular function: glycerophosphodiester phosphodiesterase activity.